ACAUUUAGCUAUUUUAGUGAUGCAUGAAUACAUACUUGAACUAUUAAGUUGUUGGUCUAUAGAAAAAAUUUAUUGGUAUGGAAAAAAUAUAGAAAUCUCACAUGCAUUAUUCUUGAACGAUUCAGUUCGAUAUUUUUCGGAUCUCAAAAAUUAGGACUGGUCUGUACCUGUUUCAAAUUAUACGAUUUGGUUCAGGACAAAAUUCUGCAGAAUCGCUUCAAUAUCCGGCAUUCGGUUCGAUUUGGUACGGUCCCGUACCUGUUGUUUCAUACUAAAUUCAGUAAAAUUUGUAUGGUUUUAGAUCAUUCUUACUUUAUUAAUUUAAUAUCAAUCACAUUAACUUACUUCUGUUAAAAACCGUGUCAUCUCCUCUUAUGCCAAUGUUAGUGAGCCGGAGAUAAUAUAAUAAUUGAGUAAUUGAUCCCAAUUGUUUUAUCAUUUCAAGUCAUGAUAAUAUUUUUAGUAAAAACCUAAAAAAAACCGAAACCUAAUCAAAACAAAUUGAAUACGAGUAUGAUUUUAUAUUUUGAAACGCAAAACCGAGUUGAACCGAACUCAUUCAAGUUAAGUUGAGAUACAGGGUAACAGGGAGUUGUAGACUUGUAGUUAUUUGACUUGUUCGGACUCUUGUUAGUUUUGGUAGUUGAGAAUUGGAAAAUUCAACCGGCGGGGAGAUGGACGGCGGAGACGCGUUGGGGGAAGGGACAGUGACGUGUGCUUCAUGGAUCAGACGACCGGAAAACGCGCAUCUCCUGGCGGUCGGGAAGUCGACGCCUUCAUCGCUCGAGAUUUUCUCCUUUGAUCCCAAGACCACUUCCUUUUCUCCUUCUCCUAAGGCCAAGUAUUUGUUCGAGGAAGGAUGUUAUCCCGUCUGCAUUGCAGUGCAUCCCAGUGGAGACGUCGUCGUUUGCUCAACUCCCACUGGCUGCAAAUUGUUCGAGUUGUGUGGGCGAGAAGAUAAUCUAAAACUAGCGUGCAAAGAAUUCAACCAUCUUCAAGAUGUGGGCCGACAAAAGUGCCUGGUUUUUAGUGUUGAUGGAUCUAAGUUGGCUUCUGGUGGAGCUGAUGGGCACUUUAGACUCUUUGAGUGGCCAAAUAUGCGCAGCAUUGUUGAUGAACCAAAAGCUCACAAGUCGUUCCAAGAUAUGGAUUUUAGUUUAGAUUCAGAGUUUUUAGCAUCUACAUCCACUGAUGGUGCAGCAAGAAUAUGGAAAACGAGUGACGGUGUUCCAGUGACAUCUCUCACACGAAACACUGAUGAGAAGAUUGAACUUUGCCGCUUCUCUAAAGAUGGGACAAAGCCUUUUUUGUUCUGUGUUGUUCAAAAGGGCAAUAAGACAUUGAUUGCGGUUUGGGACAUCAGUGAGUGGAAGAAAAUUGGGCAUAAAAGCCUACUUAAAAAGGCAGCUUCCAUGAUGUCAAUUAGCUUUGAUGGGAAAUAUCUUGCUGUGGGAAGCACAGAUGGGGAUGUUUGCAUCAUUGAAGUAAAAAAGAUGGAGGUGUCCCACUAUAAUAGGAGGCUUCACUCUGGCUCAUACAUCACAUCAUUGGAGUUUUGUCCUAGCGAAAGGGUUGUUCUUACAACAUCUGCGGAGUGGGGAUUAAUAGUGACCAAACUGAGUGUUCCAGCGGAUUGGAAAGAAUGGCAGAUAUAUCUGUUGUUGUUGGGCUUAUUUUUAGCAUCAGCUGUGGCAUUUUACAUAUUCUUUGAGAACUCUGAUUCUUUCUGGAACUUUCCUGACCCGUCAACGAGGACAAAGAUCCACUCUGUACUUGGAGACUCACCGUCGUCAUCUGAUGAUCAAAAUGUGUGGGGAAGCUUUGGGGUGGAUAUGUAAUUAACUAAUUAUAUCCCAGAAACUAUUAUUUAGAUUUAUCUCCCACUAUUUAAAAGCUGGGGAUUCCAUGACACAGGAGGGGAAAGGCAUGAUAGUUUGUAUUGAACCACCCCUGUUAACAACUUCAAUAUAUUUGUACAUCAAGGGAGUGUUUGACAAAAUGUCGGUUCUCAUUUUGAUUCCCGUAUAAGAAUUACUCCCUC
This is a messenger RNA of Cuscuta epithymum, 2041 nucleotides long. Lineage: Eukaryota; Viridiplantae; Streptophyta; Magnoliopsida; Solanales; Convolvulaceae. The record is from the annotation of a GenBank genome assembly.